Messenger RNA from Lactuca virosa, 1005 nucleotides. The record is from the annotation of a GenBank genome assembly. Lineage: Eukaryota; Viridiplantae; Streptophyta; Magnoliopsida; Asterales; Asteraceae.
AUGAGCGAUGGAGGAGGUGGAGAGAGUUCAAGAAUUAAUAAUUCUACAUUGAAGAAGAGGACGAAGAAAGACGAAUUUACAGAGUCACUCGCACGAAUUGCAGUGGCCCAAAUAUGUGAGAGUGUAGGGUUUCGCGGGUUUCAACAGUCCGCACUUGAUACAUUAUCUGACAUAACCUGCAAAUAUAUUCAGGACAUUGGCAAGACGUCCAAUUUCUAUGCCAAUUUGGCAGGUAGAACGGAAAGUAACAUGUUUGAUAUAGUUCAUGGGCUAGAAGAUUUGGGGCUUUCACAGGGAUUUACAGGUGCUUCCGACAUUGAUCAUUGUUUUUCAGAAUCCGGGAUUAUAAAAGAGAUUUCUCAGUAUAUUGGUGUCUCUGAAGAAGUAGGAUUCGCCUAUUCUAUUCCCCCUUUUCCUGUAGUUAAAGAACGGCAUCCAAUACCAAGUUUCUUUCAUGCUGGAAAGACACCCCCAGUGGAUCAUAUCCCCCCUUGGUUACCCUGUUUCCCUGAUCCCAGUACGUAUACUACCUUGGCUUCAGAUAGUACUGAACAAACUGAAACAAGACAUGAUAGAGUUGACCAAGAUCAGAAGGUCAUGGGGCCGCCAUUGCUGAAUAAUCCUUUUCUUGCAUUUCCACUAGAGUAUGGAGAGAAGGAGGUUUCUUUGGUUUCUCUUCCUGCUAGACUUGUGGAAGAAGAAGUGGCCAGAAAUCAUAGUUUAUGGGCAAAACAUUUGUCUGAAUUGGGGACAUUUGCUCCUGUGAUUCAUGGGUUUAACAGCAGAGAUGCUGAUAAUGAGGAAAGUAGGAAAGAUAUUGUUGUAGAAAGAAGUCGUUCGGUGCAAUUAAAGUUUCAAAUCAGCAAGACAUGCUCAGGAAAUUUGGAAGCCAUGUCUUGGUUUACUACAGAUGAUGAGUUGAGGGAUGGCAAGAAAAGAAGAAAAGAGAAAAUUCUGAUGGAGUUGUUAGAAAAUGGAAAGCAUACUGAAAUGAUGCAGAUGUAA